Messenger RNA from Herpailurus yagouaroundi (jaguarundi), 3871 nucleotides. RefSeq names its product proline rich 30 (gene PRR30). The transcript has 4 exons. Bases 2430 to 3668 code for a protein of 412 amino acids. The record is from RefSeq and is a predicted model, not a curated record. Lineage: Eukaryota; Metazoa; Chordata; Mammalia; Carnivora; Felidae.
CGCAGCGUCCUCACGCGGCUCCGCUCCCGAGCAGCGUUCUCGGGACUGGCCUCGCUCUGCAGAGAGGACCCCAGGUCAGUGGGUCUGACUGGAUCCCCAUCUGCCCCUGGUUUCUAAGAACGUUCUAGAGUGAGCAGCCAUGCGCCGGACAGCAGAGACCCGAGGGCCUCACGCUGUCUCUGUGCACUCUCAGUCCUGCCCUGCUUUAUGGCUGAGGAAAUGGAGAGAGGGUCUCACUUGGGGUCAGAUGGCAGCUCAGAAGCUGAGAGUCCUUUACUCUUCCUAACGCUCUAGCCCUUGCUGUACCCACGGCCCAGUCUGAAUCCUGCUGUCGGGGUGCCCUGGGCCCGCAGGGAGCACAGAGCCACCCCUGCUCUGCAGGGCUGAUCCUUGCCCAGCCAGGUCCUGACAUGAAGAGGCAGCUACAGCAGAGAAGGAAAAAGGAGCUCUCUGAGCGGCGCUCUGGGUAAGACCAGCUCGGUUAUCCCAACCACCCAAGUGUGGAGCCGUGGAGUCCCGGGUGCCAGUGUCCCCCUCUUGGAAAGGGACGGUCAUACCGAGUGAGGCUUUGCCAGCAGAGGUGAUGCCUCAGCCCCUCCCCUCCUGCCUCCCCGCUCCCUCCACAGGGCCAGUGAUUCCUUACCCUGCCGGGGGCCCUGGCCCCUCUUAAGCUGGGGGCAGCUCUGCUCCACAUCUGGUCCCUCCAGUUUGUCUCUUCCCACAGGUCCUGCCUUGUCCCGCACGGGCGGCUCCUCUUCCUGCCAGUGCCUGCCGCCAGCCGCAGCUUGGCCUUUGCCGGGGUCUGCCCCACUCCUGGCAUGGCUGGUGGCCUUCUGACCUCCUUCCGUGACAUGCCACACCCCUGGAGGGUGGUGCUGCGGCCCCUAGGACGGGAGCACAGUGCCUGAGGGAGCCCCCCGGGCUCGGGCUAACUGGGCAGGCUGGUCACCCAGCCGACCAUGUCUGUGUCUGAGGGAGCUGGCGCCAAGUCAGUCGCGCUUCACUCCUUGCUCUGGGAAAACCGCCCACCCGGCACAGCCCCCGCGAGAAGCCUCCUGCCUGCCUGCCUGCCUGCCUCCCACCCGGCUCCGGGGUGGGGGUACUGGAUGUUGGGAGUGGCCAAGUCUUGGGAGGAGGCCCCCCCCCUCCGCUCCAGAAGGCCGGAGGAUGGUGGGAAGGGAGCUCCCUUCGCGGAGACUUGCCUGACCCCGCAGUAGUCUUGCGAUGGUCGCCCGACUCCAGCUUUGAGGCUCAAGCCAAUGGAAGGGCCCCGAACCUCCUCCUCUGCCAGGAGGGUGCCUGCACACAUCCCUAAAAGGACCUUUCCUCCCCUUGCCAAUGACCUGACCUUCCAGCCCCGGGGCACUAAUCCCCAUCCCCCCAAGCAGGCCUCCUAUUUCCAACCUAGUGCUUUUCCAUCCCCUGGAAUAUCUUCCUCCAGCUCUGCCAGGGAAAAGCUGCCUUCGCCUGUUGGGUUAUGCCCUUCGUUUGUGAAGAUUUCUUCAAACCCCACAGAGCAGAGAGCCCAUGUCUCCCUGUUUCAUGGGUAUUCUAACUGAUGCGUGACCGACCACACCCUGGCUAGUUUCCUCAAAGCUCGGUGCGUUUAGGUCACUCUGGGUCAGGCACUGUGCUAAGUACUUUAUACGUAUUCUCUUAUUUAUUUCUCAGGACAAACUUCUAAGAAAAAGAGACUCUUACAUCCCCAUUUUACAGAUGGGAAAACCGGUAUCAGGAGGUGACGCAACUCACCCAGCGUCAAACAUCUAGCUUUCACCAGCUGGCCCCACUGGUAUUGCUGUUUCUGGGUGUGCUCAGCCAUCUCAGCCAGGACCAGGCUGAGCCAGAGGACAUCAGCAUUAGGGGUGACGAGGGGUCACGGAAACCAAAGUGGGCCGGAAACCAGGAUGCUUGCAGAAUCCUUGAUUCAGGUUGAAGACAGCAAAAGCCUGUAACAGAAGACUUCCUCCUGGCUGAAGGAGCAUUGAGGGCACGGCUCCAACAGAAAUCUGAGUCAGAGUUCCCUCAAUUGCUGAAGUGCCUUGCGAAACAGCCUGGAGGAACCCUCAUUGGUCCCAUGGGCUGUGUUCUUCCUCCCUGGCCCACCCAGAUGAUUACUGCUGCCCCUCAGCUCCCAAGAGGCAGCUCUGAUUCUCUGUCCCCAUAUAUCCCUCGUCAAUGGCUGACUGCAAAGUGAGAGGCCAAGUUUAGAUCCAAGUGCCUGCCUGAACCCUCGGAGAGCCUAGUGCUACAGGGCUGGGUGUCUCCUUGUCCUCAACCAACAGCAGCACCGACACCAGGCUGGAGUCACACUUGCGCACAGAAGGCCCUGAUUUCUCCGCCAGGUCUGGCCUCAGAGAUACUGUCCUGAUUCUGCUAGGUCUCUAAUCUCUGGUCUUGAGGCCCCAGUCCCUUCUGGAUUCAAGGCAAUGUUGCCUCAAAACAAGGACGAGGUGCUGCCACAGAACACAGCACCCCCUGGGCGCCCCCCUCAGGGCUCCUCACAACUUGUGGACUUGUCUUCUGGCAACCUGCAGCCUCUGCCUCCCCAGCCGUCGCUCCCUCCCUCUCACCCACCUUGCUCCCCUCCCCCACGGUCCCACUCUCCUGGCUCCCAUUUCUACAACUCUGACUCAGGUUCUGACUUUGUCCUACAUCCCUACUCUUCCUCCCUCCCAAGUUCCCCCACUUUCUUUCAUCAGAAUUACCUCUCUCUCUCCCUCACACGCUCUUCCUCUCCCACCGGCCAGCUAUACCCCUCCCUUCCUCCUACUUCUUCCUCCUCUCCCACUCAGCUACAGAACGACUCUCUCCCCCACUCUCACCGUCUGUCUCCUUCCAACCCAGGGUACCACCCCAGCUCCACUGUCACUUCCCCGGCCCCCAGCCUUCCUUCUCCUGGGGUCCAUGGGAAGAGGCAGACAUGGCCCUGGCACCAGUACAGGGACACCGGGUCCCCUGGGGUGGUGGGGGGAUGCGUGGCAAGCCAGAGGGACCCUGCAGAGUUCAUGGACCCGGGAGCCCUGGCCCAGGCCCUAGUGGUCCAUCUGGGGCACCGCCGCAUUGCACACGACCUGCGGCUACUGCUUUUGCAGCACCUGUGGCUAGGCACAACUGGCCAGGCCCCAGUUGUAGAAUAUCCUAUAUGCCUGGUGUGUCUCAAGCCCCGCAGCCCCACGUGCCCCAUCUCCAGGUACAAGACCGGACCCCGGCUGCUUGCCUUCCCCCAACUACUGCCCUGUGAGCAGGGCCAGGAAUCCGGACCACUCCGCCUAGGCAUUGGCUUCGGCCUCCGCCUGCCUCGGGGCCAGGCCAGGGCCUUGCACCUGUUGCCAGAAAGAAGGCCAGAGGAAGUAGGUCCACAGGGCAAGGCCGCUCAGGCCCCUGGGUAUCAAACCUGGGCGUCCCAGGCCCCAGCAGCUCACGUACCGGUGGCUCAGGCGCGGGCAGAUCCAGCCCGGGGCCCACCCUCCCCCACCAGGAGCCUCAGAUCUACACACUCUAUGCGCUUUUCAGGGCCUUUACCGCAGGCACCAAAACAGGCCACUGUCUCCCUGAAGCCCAGGCCGUCCUCUGCCCGAAAGAGUCCUGCCUCUUCAGAGCCCAUUCUCCGAAAGUCGCCACUCCAGUUCCAGAGACAAGGAGGCUCCCUGGAGUACCUCCUCUGAACCCCACUGCCCCCACCAGGCUCCAGAACUCAGGGAGCCCCCGAGACUCCCUGAAGGGCUGGCUGGCCGGAGGUCAGGUGUGUUCUCCAGCCUUGAACCCUGGGAGCCCCUUAUGGAGUCUGCUCUCUCCUGGCUGAAGAGGACGAAGGGCACCUGAGACCCCAUUCAGCCUUCAGUGUAUCCAAUAAAGCCUGACCCUGCAG